GAUUGUGAAUUACAGAUUAUCUUUUUUCGUAUUAUAGUCAAAAUCAAAGAAAAUUAUAUUAUAACCACAAUAUUCCUAAUCAAUAGUAAUUGUAAGCUUUUCUAAAAUAGCAAUUUUUUUGGGGAGAAACAAAAAGUAAAAAAUAAAAUUUCAUGAGUUGACAAACAAGAGUUGUAACUUGCUAUAAAGUGCUACACCAUGGGUUGUAACAACAGGGAGAGGUCAUUUAAAUACAACCACUCAUAUCGACAAAUGCCUAGAGUAUUCAACUCGAUUGUCCAAUGAAAGAGCUUUAUUUUCAAUUGACCAAUAAGCAGUGCGUUUUAUUUCAUGCAUGAAACAAAAUAAACCUAUUGUGUCCGAUUGAUUACAUCCAUAGUAUAACACAUUGGAUUUGUCAUGAGCUUUUACACUGAAAUUCUUGUGUAUAAAGAUAUAAUUAAUACAGAAAAAUUAAUUUUAAUUUAGCAAUAAAAUAUGAGUUUUACGACAGAGGUGACAAAUAGCGAUGCGCAUUAUGACACAACAAGUUUUUAUAUCGGUUUAGGACUAGCGAUUAGUUCUAGUGGAUUUAUAGGUGCUAGUUUUAUCAUAAAAAAAAUAGCCUUAAUCCGACUUCAGAGAUAUGGUGGAAUACGUGCGUCUUCUGGAGGUUUUGGCUAUUUAAAAGAAUGGAUAUGGUGGGCUGGUCUUUUAUCUAUGGGAAUAGGAGAAACGGCAAAUUUUAUUGCAUAUGCAUUUGCGCCUGCAUCACUUGUAACACCAUUGGGUGCAUUGAGUGUUCUAGUAUCAGCAGUAUUAGCUUCCAAAUAUUUAAAUGAAAAAUUAAAUCUAUUGGGAAAGAUGGGUUGCUUAUUAUGCGUCUUAGGUUCCACUAUAAUAGUAUUACAUUCUCCCAAAGAGGAAACAGUUAGUAGCUUAAGUGAUCUCAUUAUUAAAAUAAAACAACCAGGUUACAUAUCGUAUGUUUUAAUUGUAAUAAUCUGUACUUUGUUGAUUAUAUUUUAUUUCGGUCCAAUGUAUGGCAAACAAAAUAUUUUAGUAUAUAUAUGUUUGUGUUCCUCUGUGGGUUCUUUAACUGUUAUGAGUUGUAAAGGUCUAGGCUUAGCUUUAAAAGAGACUAUCUCUGGUAAAGAGAAUGCAUUCGUCAGUUGGUUGACAUGGGUCUUCAUAUUUAGUAUUAUUCUUUGCAUCAUGGUACAAAUGAAUUAUCUGAACAAAUCACUUGAUUUGUUUGACACAUCUAUUGUGACACCAAUUUAUUACGUUUUCUUUACAACUUUGGUGAUAAUUGCAUCUGCAAUCCUAUUCAGAGAAUGGGAAAAAAUGAGUGUGGAGAAUAUUUUGGGAGCCUCUUGUGGUUUUCUCAUAGUUAUAAUUGCAAUAUUCUUAUUGAAUGCGUUUAAAGAAAUAGACAUAUAUUAUGGUAAUAUUAAGCACAUAUUAAAACCGAAAAGGGAGAUGCUUUCAAAUUAUCAUUCAAGAUGGGGUGAUCAAGAAAGAGUAACAACUAGAUUAGAGUCUCAACAUUUGCUAAAUCAUACUUAUGUCAAUUCAAAUCUCACAAGAACUGUCUAAGAUUAUUUUUAUAAAAAUAUGUAUGACAAACAAAUUGCGUUUUAACAUUUUGUGUAAUUAUAAUAUUAUUGUAUAUAAUAAUUUUAAAGAAAAAUUAUAUUUAUUUUAUCUUAUAUUAUUA
Messenger RNA from Cataglyphis hispanica, 1699 nucleotides. It is a transcript of the gene spict, whose product is annotated as magnesium transporter NIPA2. Gene Ontology annotation, biological process: magnesium ion transport. The record is from RefSeq and is a predicted model, not a curated record. Gene Ontology annotation, cellular component: membrane. Lineage: Eukaryota; Metazoa; Arthropoda; Insecta; Hymenoptera; Formicidae. Gene Ontology annotation, molecular function: magnesium ion transmembrane transporter activity. Bases 478 to 1578 code for a protein of 366 amino acids. The transcript has 4 exons.